Molecule: messenger RNA, 2772 nt
Organism: Drosophila grimshawi
Lineage: Eukaryota; Metazoa; Arthropoda; Insecta; Diptera; Drosophilidae
Gene: eIF2Bepsilon
Product: translation initiation factor eIF-2B subunit epsilon
Exons: 6
Coding region: 105-2156 (683 amino acids)
Cellular component (GO): eukaryotic translation initiation factor 2B complex
Molecular function (GO): translation initiation factor activity; guanyl-nucleotide exchange factor activity; translation initiation factor binding
Source: RefSeq, a predicted model, not a curated record
UGUCAGCUGAUAGUGCUGUAAACAGCGAAAAGAGCAGCCGCUUUAAUUCCAUUAGAUUUGCACACAAUUGCUUUUGCGGCAAUUUUUGUUUUGUUGGAAAAAAUAUGUCACAAUUCCAAAAGGAAAUUGUCCAGGCUGUCCUUAUAGCCGACAAUAAUGUGUGGAACUUCAAACCGCUGUCCGAUGAAGGCUCUACGGCGCUGUUGCCGUUGGUUAAUGUUAGUAUGUUGGACUAUGCACUAAUUGCACUAAAUCGCAGUGGCGUCGAGGAGGUGUUCGUCUAUGCCAGCCUUUAUCUACAGGACAUCCGGGAGCACAUCAAACAAGGCAUAGCCACUUAUGCGUCCUGGUCAUUCAUGAUGACCGUUCAUGUAAUCGGCGGCGAGGGUUGUCGCUGCUUUGGUGAUGCGAUGCGUGAUCUGGACGCCAAGGCGCUGAUCCGUGGCAACUUCAUACUGCUGGGCGCGGACACUGUGACGAACGCCAAUCUGCGGCCAGUUCUUGAGCAGCACAAGCGCACGGCUAAGCUUGAUAAGGGGACGGCUGCCACGCUGGUGUUCAAGGAGUGCGCCAGCAGCGCAACCGAGCGCACUGGCAAUGAGCUGCUAAUUGCUGUGGACAAGCAGAAUGCACGACUCCACUACCAUCAGCGGCUGCGCCUGAACCACAAUGAGUCACGCUAUCAGAUACCGCUCAAUGUGUUUCUCAGCAAUUCCUGUGUCACACUGCACCACAAUCUGUUGGAUCCGCAAAUAGCCAUUGGUUCGCCAUCGAUGCUUUCACUAUUCAGCGAUAACUUUGAUUUUCAGACGCGCGACGAUUUUGUGCGCGGCCUGCUAAUCAAUGAGGAGCUGCUGGACAGCCGCAUCUAUGUGGCAAUGUUGCCACCAGCGCAAUAUGCGCACAAGGUGAACAAUUGGCUCUCCUAUCAGUUGGUCAGCCGGGACAUUAUUAGCCGCUGGGCGUAUCCGCUUGUGCCCGACAUGGGCGUUUAUAAGCUGCAGCAACAGUAUGUCUUCAACAAGGACAAUAUCUACAAGAGUCACGACGCCAAUGUAUCCAAGGUGGCGCUGCAAGAGAAUGUCGUUGUACAUGCAAGCAGUCAUGUGGAUGCCGGCAGCACUAUCAGCUCCAGUGUUAUUGGCGCCAAUUGUUGCAUCGGCAAGAACUGUCACCUCAACAAUGUCUUCCUCAUGGCCAAUGUGACCGUGAACGACAACUGCCAGCUGCGGCACUGCGUCAUUGGCUCUGAUGCCAUCAUCAAUCAGAAUUGUAGCAUUACAGCUGGCUGUGUCCUAGGCGCCAAAUGCAUCCUACCGGCUAAUACAAAAUUGACCAACACACUGGUCACCAGCUCACCCAGCACACAACGUACCGAGGAGCAUGAAAUGGUUGAACUGGAGGCCCUUGGAACGUAUGCCUACAUUAUUAGCGAUCUGACAACCGGCGAUCCCGAUGACUCAGAUGCCGAUGAGAAUUUGAUGCCACCGUCUAAGACGCUGUGUAUACCUAAAAUGUGUGAGCUACAGCCGCUGGCAAAGGAUGACAGCGAUUGCAGCUAUUCCAGCGACGAAGAUGAUGCCGGCGAAUCCCGCCUAGCGACCCCGCUGCCCGAUGACACGAACAUCUUCCUGUGGGAGGUUAUCGAUUCGUUAACACGUGGCUUUCGCGAAAAAUCAAAUCCCGAUUUCCUAAUACUUGAGAUCAACUCCUCACGUUAUGCGUACAACAUGUCGCUUAAGGAAGUCAAUUUUAAUGUGGUCAAGGCGAUUUUCGGCAUGCAGAGCAUUGUAGAACCGGCCAACGGUAAUGUUAUGGUUGCCAUUAAUGCUGCACUCAAACAGUUGGGACCUGUUGUCGCCAACUAUAUUAAAAGCGAAGAUGCCAUGCUGGAUUGCUUGAAGGCAUUGGAGGACAUUAGCGCGGAGAACGAGUUGGUGCUUGAGAAGAUCUCGCAGGUAGUGCAUUACCUGUACGACAAGGACUUUGUCAGCGAGGAUGCAAUACUCGCAUGGUACGAGCAGCUGGACAUCAAGGAGCACAUAACGCUUCGGCAAAGCCUCGCCAAACUGGUCACAUGGCUAAAUCAGUCAAGUGAAGAUGAUGAUGAUGAUGAUGACGACGACGACGAUGAUGAUGAUGCGGAUGAUAAAUAGGCAGAUGACUCAACGCUUUCAUCAAAUGCAAAAAUAAAUAAUUUAAAAACGAUUUGUGCUUAUUUGUACAACAUUUUAUUGCGAAACACUCGAGAAUUUGCAUUCUAAAUGAACACUACCACUAAGCAGACAAUACGCAAUUGCGCCCAGAGACUCAGAUGAUGCCUGAUGCCCUUUUUGGCGAUUUGACGCCUAUUGUCUGUUUAGUGACACUACAUAAGAACUAGUUUAAACAAGAGUCAUCUAGUCGAAAUAGCUCAACUAGCAGAUACCCUGUACCCAAGUCUGUCAUUUCACUAAUUUGUACAUGGUUGUUGUUAAUUCAACUAUAUAUAUAUUUAUUUCAAUCAAACGAAUAUAAAAACAAUUGAUAAGAUCUAAGAUCCUUGUGAUAAUACAGACGGACCGCGAAAACGGUUUGAUGCUUGUCAAGAAUAAAGUCACUUUUGUAAAAUUACGCCGGACCAGAAAUUUAUUGCAUUAUAUGGAAAAAUGAUCUACUUCAAAUUGAUCAAUAAUAGUAAAUACAUCACUUGACGGAUGUUUGACCUUCUAUGGGUCGAAGAUGAUUUCUUUUGCCUUAUUAAAUACAAUUGUACAACUUUAUGAUAACCUU